Molecule: messenger RNA, 1512 nt
Organism: Phalaenopsis equestris
Lineage: Eukaryota; Viridiplantae; Streptophyta; Magnoliopsida; Asparagales; Orchidaceae
Product: zinc finger MYND domain-containing protein 15
Exons: 11
Coding region: 168-1283 (371 amino acids)
Source: RefSeq, a predicted model, not a curated record
CAUUCUAAGUUACCUUUGAUCCCUGUACAUCUUCUUGUAACCUUAAUUUUCGUUUCUUCUUUUUCAUUUCAUUUCUGAUCAGAUAAGUGUAUUCUACAAGAGAGAAUUACUUCUUAAAUUUGUCCUCACGGAUUUUUCCAAACCCGGGGUCUGCAUAGACGGAAGCCAUGGAGUGUGCUGCAAAGGGUAGGGACAACAAUUGCGUCCCCGGCACGCCUAAGCGACGCUGCGGCAACUGCGGGGCCGUCGGCUACUGUUCCUUAAAUCACCAGAAGUUGCAUUGGAAUGACCACAAAGAAGAGUGUGCAAGAUUCGAACAACAAAUGCAGCGUGCUGACCUGCUGAGCAAUUUGCCAUUUUCAUUUUCUAAAGUGACUUAUCAGGGAUGUGAAGGGCAGUCGUUGAGAUGCUCCUUUUUGGCCUCAAUUGGUGUUCACCUUAAGGCAUUGUGGAAACUUGAAUGCAGUUGUUGCACUGUUGCAGACUCAUUGGAUAGUAAUUCAAGGCUUAAUGAUGGAUGGGAGCUUCCAUGUUCUUUAUGUCCGUGCAGUGAGCCAACGAACCGUUUAGCAACAUACCUGGGAAGUUGGGAGGAUUAUUACCAGUGGAGAUGCCUGCCAUUUAAUUCACCAGUCGCUUUGUUACUUCACUGGCCACUUACAGUCUUUUACUGCGUACAACUCUAUGCUUCUCAAAGAUCAGUUUCUUCGGCUGUUGGCAAGUUGUACAUACAUUAUCUAGGGCCUGAGAAAGAGCUUUUACAACUUGCGGUAUUUGGGGAGCUAAGGGCACUUCUACCAUGUGUUCAGCUGAACAUAGAAUUUUUCGGCCCAGGUGUUCCACAGGCUAGAGAUGGGGAGACAAUGAAAAUCGACACAUAUGUACAGUGUUCUGAUGGAAGUUGUUCUUGCAAAUCUUCGUGUCAAGAGAGAUCCAUUCAUACAAAUUCAGUAGUGACAUUGAAGCUUCAUAAUGGAUUCUAUCAUGACAAAUUUAGAUAUAUGGAUGCUCGUCCUCAACUAGUUAUUGCUCCUAAUGCUGGCAUCGCUGCAUAUCCUAGUUGGUUGCCAUCCAUUAAGCUAAUAAAUGAGAUGGGCGUACCAGCAAUAUUCACUGACUUUUGCGAGGAGGCUGCAUUUCUUGCUGCUAGAUGCAUUUGCAGCGUAACUGGUCAUCCUCUAUCCAUUCCGAUUCAGGUGAACCCGUUUCGGCAGCCAUUGGUGAUGGAGGAUCAAGCUCUUUACCUCCCUUGCUACUCCAAUUGCUUCAUUUUUGGUAUGUGAUGCUAUUUUGUGACACCUCCAUAUUAACUCUGAAAGGCUACUAACAGACAGAAGUAUGAACAUAUCUAUGCAUUUGGGUUGGUCUCUCAAAUGCUGUAGAACAGAGAAAUUGAAUUUAAUGAUGUUAGGAUUCAUCUCUAUGGAUGUAAAUUAGAAUAUCCAAAAUAAAGUAUAAAUUAUGUUUUUUAAAGUAUUGUAAUUUUAUUAGUAACAUAAACUAUUUGAUUUA